CCCGCCCCCUUUCAUGACUUCAGCAGGAGGCGGAGAGUACGAUACCCGUUUUCUCCCGCUGCUUGUUGACCCAGACAUGGCGACUCCUGGCCCUGCGACUCCGAAGGCACCCUUUGAACCGUCGCAGCCCCCAGUCAUCGAGGACUUUAGCCCCAGUGUCUACAGCAAUCAGGAAAGCUUCAAGGAAAAGUUCCUUCGCAAGACUCGCGAAAACCCAAUGGUACCCAUAGGCUGCCUGGGCACGGUGACCGCCCUCGGCUACGGCCUCUACUGCUUCCACCGGGGUCAGAGCCAUCGCUCCCAGCUCAUGAUGCGCACCCGGAUCGCCGCCCAGGGUUUCACGGUCGCAGCCAUCUUGCUGGGUUUGGCUGCCUCCGCUCUUAAAUCUCGACCCUGAGCCCGCGGCCUGGCCUUGAAAGCUCCGCGGAGUUCAUUCCGAGGCCCAGGAGCAACCACCAGUCCUGCCAGCGGACUUAUUCCCUCUUCUCCCCUAACAAGCCCCUGUGUCAAUGGGGGAAGAAGUGGCCAAUUCAGUACUUGAUUUUUUUGGGGGGGAGGGGCAAGGGGGGAUCUUAGGUUUCCUUCCGUUUGGGUGUUGCAUACUACUAUUUCUGACGCACCCUCUCCACUCCCUACUUAAUAAACUCUGAUCCACUUGUAA
Molecule: messenger RNA, 661 nt
Organism: Pteronotus mesoamericanus
Lineage: Eukaryota; Metazoa; Chordata; Mammalia; Chiroptera; Mormoopidae
Gene: HIGD2A
Product: HIG1 hypoxia inducible domain family member 2A
Exons: 2
Coding region: 14-397 (127 amino acids)
Biological process (GO): mitochondrial respirasome assembly
Cellular component (GO): mitochondrion
Source: RefSeq, a predicted model, not a curated record